AUGGAGUCAAUCGCGGAUCGGACAUGGCCAAUCAAGCUGCUAGAGAAGGAAGGUCGGAAGGCGGUGUGGGCCAUGAGCGCCAUCCUCGGAGCCAACUCCAAGGGCAUCCCGGCGCAGGCCUGCCGUCUCCUGGAGCGGUAUUUGGCGGUGCGAUUCCAGGAGGCUGGACCUCUACUCACUAAUUCAGAAGAACGCGAGCGUUUCAAACAGUUGCUGUCAUCCCAGCUGACUCUCAUCAUAGCUGCUUGCGUUCAGCUGGCGUCCAAGAUGGUGUGCGCAGCCACCGCCCUCACUCCCAAGGUCCUGCAGACCUGCCUCCUUCAGAGGGGCAUCUCGUGUACCGUGAAGGAUAUCAAUAUAACUGAACUACAGGUUUACGGAUGUCAAAUCCCCCUGUUCACAAGCGUGGACUCUGCCGAGCUAUUGGCCGUGGAGGUGGGCUUGCCGGUCUUCACACUUGGUGACAUUGGUCUUCUGGUCAACAUAGCGGAGUACCACCGCGACAUGCUGGAUCACAGGGUCAGGAACACGUUCAAGUUGCCACCCACUACAAUGUUUGACUACACGGCGCUCCGGACCUUGCAUCUUGCUGCUGGGGCCGUGGCGGCGGGCGCCCGACACUUUGACCACUCCAGACUGAAUCCGGUCGCCCGCCUCGCUAAACUCACUCAUGCACCACCCGCCUAUAUCAAAUGUAUAGCGACAGUGCUACUGACAGACAUUCUUCAGCACGACCGCGAGGAACCAGUGCCGUGUAAGAAGAGGAAGAUGUCUUAG
Molecule: messenger RNA, 777 nt
Organism: Amyelois transitella
Lineage: Eukaryota; Metazoa; Arthropoda; Insecta; Lepidoptera; Pyralidae
Exons: 5
Coding region: 1-777 (258 amino acids)
Source: RefSeq, a predicted model, not a curated record